Molecule: messenger RNA, 4570 nt
Organism: Phaethon lepturus (White-tailed tropicbird)
Lineage: Eukaryota; Metazoa; Chordata; Aves; Phaethontiformes; Phaethontidae
Product: regulating synaptic membrane exocytosis protein 1-like
Exons: 31
Biological process (GO): regulation of membrane potential; positive regulation of synaptic transmission; regulation of synaptic plasticity
Cellular component (GO): cytoskeleton of presynaptic active zone; presynaptic membrane
Molecular function (GO): small GTPase binding; transmembrane transporter binding
Source: RefSeq, a predicted model, not a curated record
AUGAUUGGAGUUGGGACAGCAGUUGCAAGCAAUUCAAUUGAUGACUUGGAAGAAAAGCUAGCAGCUGGCGGCAGCGGGUGCUGUCGCUGCGACGGCAAGGGAAGGAGCCGGCGCGAGGCAGCUGUGAGCCGGCGCUGUGACCCAAGGGCAGCGCAGCUGGGCCAGCUCAGCCCGGGGCGGGGGCACGCAGCCCGCAUCCCCUUGGGGCGGGCGAAGGAGGGCAUCUCCCGCUGCGCUGCAGCCCGGGGGCUCUCCCGGGACUGGGGUGCAGGCAGCCCUGGCCGGCCCUGUGCUGGGAUUUCUCCUGGCCGCAAGGAGUUGUCUGCCCGUCAGCCUAAAGCUAGCGAAGCUGCUGCCUCCUCCUUCACGGUGACUUCUGAAAUGCGCUGUGCGCCGGAGAAUGGUUUUAAUCCUAUGUGUGGAGAGGUCUUUCCUGCCCGGAGGUUGCAUCAACAAUUUGAAAGCUAUAAAGAGCAAGUAAGAAAGAUAGGGGAAGAAGCCCGCCGUUACCAGGGAGAGCACAAGGAUGAUGCUCCAACAUGUGGAAUCUGUCAUAAAACAAAGUUUGCAGAUGGUUGUGGCCAUUUAUGCUCUUAUUGCCGGACCAAGUUUUGUGCUCGAUGUGGAGGUCGUGUCUCUCUGCGAUCAAACAAUGAGGACAAAGUGUACAGGAAUACUGUUCCUACUCAUUGUGGAUCACAUUCAACAGUACCUGUAAGAGUUAUGUGGGUAUGCAAUUUAUGUCGAAAGCAACAAGAAAUCCUAACGAAAUCUGGAGCAUGGUUUUUUGGAAGUGGACCGCAGCCGUCACCCAGCCAGGACGGAACGCUGAGUGAUACAGCGACUGGUGGAAGCUCGGAUGCACCGAGAGAAAAGAAAGCAAGACUUCAAGAGCGAUCGAGAUCACAGACUCCCUUAAGUACAGCAACUGCCUCUUCACAGGAAAUCUCUUCUUCCAGCGUGCAGUCUGACCGGAGGAAAGGAGCAGAAGUGUCGCAGCCGGCUAUGGGCCUGGACCAAAAGCAAGUUUCCUCAAGGUCUAGAAGUGAACCAAGGGAGAGGAAGAAGACGAUAUUGGUUUCAGACCAGAAUGGCAAAGGCUUAAAGAGUGAGCGUAAGCGUGUGCCAAAAUCCUCACUUCAAAAAGGACCAGCAGAUGACAGGGAGCGUAAAGAACGGCAUGAAGGUAGAAGGCUGGAGAAAGGCAAGUCACAGGACUACCCAGACUUGCCAGAGAAACUUGAGGAAGGCAAAGUGCCUGAUGAUGAAAAACAAAGGAAGGAAGAUGAAUAUCAUACUCGUUACAGGAGUGACCCCAAUCUGGCAAGAUAUCCUGUAAAACCGCAUCCUGAGGAACAGCAGAUGCGCAUGCAUGCAAAGGUUUCUAAAGCACGGCAUGAGAGAAGACACAGUGAUGUAGCUUUGCCACAUACAGAAAUGGAGGAAGCGGAGGUACCUGAGAAUAAAUUAGGAAAACGCUCACAAUUACAGGGAACUCAGGACAGAAAAUCUCUUGUGGAAACUCAGAGGUCGUACUCUAUAGACAGAACAGGUGAUGUAAGAGUUUCUGUUUCUAAACAAUUAACUAAUCAUAGCCCACCAACUCUCAGGCAUAGUCCAGUUCCUAUAGAACACGUAGAAUACAAGAACCACGAUUCCUUUAAAAAACAGAGCCGCCUUGAUCCUAGCUCUGCUAUUCUCAUGCGAAAAGCAAAGCGGGAGAAAAUGGAGACCAUGCUAAGGAAUGAUUCCCUUAGCUCUGACCAGUCGGAAUCAGUGCGGCCAUCCCCUCCAAAGCCUCAUAGAGCAAAAAGAGGCGGAAAGAAAAGGCAGAUGUCAGUUAGUAGCUCAGAGGAAGAAGGGGCAUCAACACCAGAAUAUACUAGCUGUGAAGAUGUGGAGAUAGAAAGUGAAAGUGUCAGUGAAAAAGGUGACUUGGAUUAUUACUGGCUGGAUCCUGCCACGUGGCACAGCAGGGAGACAUCCCCCAUUAGUUCGCAUCCAGUAACGUGGCAGCCUUCUAAAGAGGGAGAUCGCUUAAUUGGGCGUGUUAUUCUUAACAAGCGAACAACCAUGCCAAAAGAAUCAGGUGCAUUAUUGGGCCUAAAAGUUGUUGGAGGAAAAAUGACAGAAUUAGGACGACUUGGUGCCUUCAUUACCAAAGUGAAGAAAGGUAGCUUGGCUGAUGUGGUGGGGCAUCUCAGAGCAGGGGAUGAAGUUCUAGAAUGGAAUGGUAAACCCUUGCCUGGAGCUACAAAUGAAGAAGUUUACAACAUUAUUUUAGAAUCAAAAUCAGAACCUCAAGUUGAAAUUAUUGUUUCAAGGCCUAUUGGUGAUAUUCCACGGAUUCCUGAGACUUCUCACCCCCCGUUAGAGUCUAGUUCAAGUUCUUUUGAAUCUCAGAAGAUGGAAAGGCCUUCUAUUUCUGUUAUAUCUCCGACCAGCCCUGGAGCCCUAAGGGAUGCACCACAAGUCCUACCAGGGCAGCUUUCUGUUAAACUGUGGUAUGACAAAGUGGGACAUCAGUUAAUAGUAAAUGUUCUGCAAGCAACAGAUUUGCCACCAAGAGUAGAUGGACGCCCCAGGAAUCCCUAUGUAAAAAUGUAUUUUCUUCCAGACAGAAGUGAUAAAAGUAAAAGGAGGACCAAAACAGUAAAGAAAAGUCUAGAGCCAAAAUGGAACCAAACUUUUCUCUACUCACAUGUACAUCGUAGAGAUUUUAGAGAACGAAUGCUUGAAAUAACCGUAUGGGAUCAGCCAAGAGUACAAGAAGAGGAGAGUGAAUUUCUUGGAGAGAUUCUUAUAGAGCUGGAGACAGCACUUUUAGAUGAUGAACCACAUUGGUAUAAGCUACAGACACAUGAUGAAUCUUCACUACCUCUGCCUCAGCCAUCACCUUUCAUGCCAAGAAGACAUGUUCAUGGUGGAGAAAGCACUAGCAAAAAAUUACAAAGAUCUCGGCCAAUCAGUGAUAGUGACAUCUCAGAUUAUGAUGUUGAUGAUGGUAUUGGAGUUGUUCCUCCAGUAGGUUAUAGAUCUAGUACUAGAGAAAGUAAAUCUACAACGCUAACUGUGCCAGAACAGCAAAGAACAACACAUCAUCGUUCACGAUCUGUAUCUCCUCACCGUGGCGACGAUCAGGGCAGGACCCGUUCACGUUUACCAAAUGUGCCAUUACAGAGGAGUUUAGAUGAAAUUCAUCAAAUGAGAAGAUCACGAUCUCCAACUAGACACCAUGAUGCCUCCAGAACUCCAGUUGAUUACAGAUCCAGAGACAUGGAUAGUCAGUAUUUGUCUGAUCAAGAAAGUGAGCUUCUUAUGCUGCCCAGAGCAAAACGAGGAAGAAGUGCAGAGUGCCUACAUACCAUCAGCACAACUCUUCCUGCAUGUGCUAAGACCAAAUCAGUGAUUAGACAGGAUAUUUCACUCCUUCGUGAUUGCCUUAAUUCACAAAUACCGAAAUUUGGAGAUGACCUACUGGCUAGUGAACUACAGCCCUCCCUUGACAGGGCUAGGAGUGCUAGUACCAACUGCUUGAGACCAGAUACUAGUUUGCAUUCACCAGAACGAGAAAGCGGUAGAUGGUCCCCCUCCCUAGAGAGGAGACGACCUACUAGUCCCAGGAUUCAUAUCCAGCAUGCAUCUCCGGAGGAUGACAGGCAGUCCAGAAAAGUGGAAAGAUAUAGCAGCCAAAAACAAACUAGGAAAGGCUCCGCAACUGAAACAGAAAGGGGUCUGCCACCAUGUCUUUCUAGAAGGGGACUUCCAACCCCACGAACGACUGAACAGCCAGUCAUUAGGGGAAAACAUCACACUCGCUCAAGGUCGAGUGAGCACUCUAGUAUCAGACCCUUAUGCUCUGUACAUCACCGAGCGCCCGGAGGGUCGGCACCACCUUCUCCACUUCUGACAAGAAUACAUCAACAAGGAAGUCCCACACAGUCUCCUCCUGCAGACACAUCCUUCAGCAGUCGCAGGGGAAGACAGCUACCGCAAGUUCCAGUAAGAAGUGGCAGUAUAGAGCAAGAGCAAGAGACUUUUAACUCUUCCACAAAAGCAAGCUUAGUAGUGGAGGAGCGAACGAGACAGAUGAAAAUGAAAGUGCACCGUUAUAAUCAGACAUCAGGGUCUGGUUCUAGCCAAGAACAUGAGCGUGAGCAAUAUACCAAGUAUAAUAUACAAACAGAUCAGUACAGAAGUUGUGAUAACGUCUCUGCCAAAUCAUCAGAUAGUGAUGUCAGUGAUGUGUCAGCCAUUUCCCGAACCAGCAGUGCCUCACGCCUCAGCAGCACAAGUUUUAUGUCAGAGCAAUCUGAACGCCCUCGGGGCAGAAUCAGUACAUUUACUCCUAAAAUGCAAGGCAGACGGAUGGGGACUUCAGGGAGAAUCACUAAGAGCACAAGUGUGAGCGGAGAGAUGUAUAAGCUGGAGCACAAUGAUGGGAGUCAGUCGGACACGGCUGUCGGCACGGUUGGAACAGGUGGGAAGAAAAGGCGUUCCAGCCUUAGUGCCAAAGUGGUUGCCAUAGUGUCUCGAAGGAGCAGAAGCACAUCUCAACUUAGCCAAACAG